AUGCGCCGGCGCUGGCUGGCACUGCGGAAUAACACGGCGGCGCCGCUCGCGUGUGGAGUCACGUCGCCCGGCGGCGAGCCGCGGUCGCCAGCUGAUGCUGCCGCGGAUGGCGGUCUGUCGGCUGCGACCGCCCGUCUCACGCAAAUUACGCCAGCCUUCCCCAAGACGGAUGCACAGAGCUCAGCAAAUGACGCAGCUGCUUGCUGCCAUAAAUGGACUGGUCACUCUACAAACUGCAGCUACUUCUGCGCCUCCGACGCCACCGCCUGUAUCGACGCCGUCGCCGACGCAGAAUUGGAGGCUAAGCGGCUUCCGCCGCCACGGCCCAUGACUCCACCGACGGCGCCUCCUCAGCGGGCGCGCCUCCAGUCGUCGCCACCGCCGGUCCGGUCACCUGCUCCGGACGGACCCCUCCCGCCGCCGCCGCCGCCGCCGCCGCCACAGCGUUCCUCCGCGGUGCCGCCGCUGCCGCAUUCCCCCGCUUUGCCGCCGCCGCCGCCGCUGCUUUCCUCUGCGGUGCCAGAACCGUUCGACGCCGAGGCUGCCGUCACACCACCGCCGCCGCCGCCGCCGUCGCCCAUGGAGGUCGUUGCUUCGCCUUCUCAUGGAAGCAUACCCUGUAGCGGUGCGCGGCCUGGGCAGGUUUUCCACGGGGAGUUUUCCUCGCGCCCUCGUGAGCAAUUAGGGCCGCGGGUGGGCAGCGCGCCCCUGCAGUUCCACUGUCCGCCCCCUCACCUGCGCCGCCCCUAG
Molecule: messenger RNA, 750 nt
Organism: Schistocerca americana (American grasshopper)
Lineage: Eukaryota; Metazoa; Arthropoda; Insecta; Orthoptera; Acrididae
Product: leucine-rich repeat extensin-like protein 3
Exons: 3
Coding region: 1-750 (249 amino acids)
Source: RefSeq, a predicted model, not a curated record